Messenger RNA from Anguilla anguilla (European eel), 2535 nucleotides. It is a transcript of the gene sstr5, whose product is annotated as somatostatin receptor type 5. The record is from RefSeq and is a predicted model, not a curated record. Gene Ontology annotation, molecular function: somatostatin receptor activity; neuropeptide binding. Gene Ontology annotation, cellular component: membrane; neuron projection. NCBI's taxonomy places the organism in Eukaryota, Metazoa, Chordata, Actinopteri, Anguilliformes, Anguillidae. The coding region runs from base 533 to 1711 and encodes 392 amino acids. The transcript is spliced from 3 exons. Gene Ontology annotation, biological process: neuropeptide signaling pathway; regulation of insulin secretion; cellular response to glucocorticoid stimulus.
ACUGCCAUCCCCCAGUCCAAACCGGGUAGCCAAUCGCCUUGGAAUGCCGAAAGAACGCACAGACGGAAACUUAACAGCGUUAGACUUAUCAGUGCCUGGUGGUUAAAACAGAAAGAAAAAAAGCAAGAAAAUCAGAUUUGCUGAGUGCGUUGUCACGUUAUAAACAAUGUCGUGACAAUAUCAGGAAAUCAGCGGCAAGAAUUUAACACUCAACUGCGGACGGCGAAUUUGUGAAUGAUUCUUGGAAAUUUGUGUCGGGAGUCGGGUCGGUGGGAAUGAUGCUCUGGACGGAUUGGUUGGCUCACACAGUUCUUUCUCUCCCCGAAACGGCAUUUUAUCGCACCCCGGAGCUCUGAACACCUGGGCAGGGCGGCAAAGAACCUUGAAGGAAAGUUGUGAGGGUGGCGUUGCGGCACUGCACCAGCGACAACAUGCGGAGUAACAUGGACAGAAAUUGACGGCAAAACGAGACAACUGUGACUGAGAAGCUGCAGAUCCCUUCCAUCAUUGUCAUAGCAGCCCUGAUAAGAAGAUGGAGCCCCUAGGCCGGGUGGAAUGGACGCCCUUUCCCAACGACCUCAACCAUUCAGCCGCAGCACCCAACAGCUCUGUUAACGUGUCCAGCCAGAGCAUGCCUUUCCAGGGGGAGAGCACCAUGGUAACGGCUGUCAUCUCGCUCACCGUCUUCAUCAUCGGACUGACGGGCAACACGCUGGCCAUCUACGUAGUCCUGCGCUACGCCAAGAUGAAGACCGUCACCAACAUCUACAUCCUCAACCUGGCGGUGGCCGACGAGCUGUACAUCCUGGGCCUGCCCUUCCUCACCACACAGAACGUGCUCUCCUACUGGCCCUUCGGCUCCUUCCUCUGCCGCGUGGUGAUGACCGCCGACUCCAUCAACCAGUUCACCAGCAUCUUCUGCCUGACGGUCAUGAGCAUCGACCGUUACCUGGCCGUGGUCCACCCCAUCAGGAGCACCAAGUGGCGGCGGCCCCGGGUGGCCAAGAUGAUCAACGCGACCGUGUGGUCGCUGUCCUUCGUGGUGGUGCUGCCGGUCAUCAUCUUCUCCGACGUGCAGGACCAGUUCAACACCUGCAACAUGAACUGGCCGGAGCCCAAGGCCGCCUGGUCCACCGCCUUCAUCCUCUACACGGCCAUCCUGGGCUUCUUCGGGCCGCUGCUGGUCAUCUGCCUGUGCUACCUGCUCAUCGUGGUGCGGGUCAAGUCGGCGGGCGUGCGUGCGGGCUUCACCAAGCGGCGCAAGUCGGAGCGCAAGGUGACGCGCAUGGUGGUGAUCAUCGUGGUGGUCUUCGUCCUCUGCUGGCUUCCCUUCUUCAUCAUCAACAUGGUCAACCUGGUCUUCAUCCUGCCCGAGAACAGCCUGAUGGCCGGCGUCUACUUCUUCGCCGUCAUCCUGUCGUACGUCAACAGCUGCGCCAACCCGCUCCUGUACGGCUUCCUCUCCGACAACUUCAAGCAGAGCUUCCGGAAGGUUCUCUGCAUCCACAAGGCCAACGGCGUGGAGGACGGGGACCCCAGCGUGCCCCGCACCGAGAAGACGACCACGCACGACACGUUCCUCUCCCCGAGGAAUCACGACUACAAUGGGCCCGUGCAGAACAGCCAGGGCAUCCAGUUGGAACCUUGUGGUAACUCCAAGGAGGAACUUCAGCCUUCAGUGCCCACUGUGAUUGGUCAAUCCACACUAUAAGCACUGCCCUCUCUUUGUUUCUCUCUCUCUCUCUCUCUCUCUCUCUUUCACCGCACACCAAAGGUAUGGUCACACACCCCAGCACCACAGUCUCAUUCUGCUGACCUCCAUCUGCACACUGAGCCCCUACCAGCAGCCACUCUCUCCUCACCACUCAGCUAUGACCUCUGACCCCUUCCGCCAACGUCAAACAGGAAGUGCACACACUGCAUUGCCUGCUCCUUGCCCCUUCCUCCACGCUUUGCUUUCGAUCCCAGACCAAGCUUCCACACACUGACUGCCCUGAAGAGAAAUUAAAAAAUGAAGUUGGAUGAGUGAGCCUUCUUUACUGGAAGCGAUUAAAAUGUCUUUGGAAAAACAAGAAAAAAAGAAAAAAAAGGUAAAAUGACUGUAUAUAUGUUGACACAGACACAGUCACAAGUACACUGCAUUUACUUGUGGGUCAGAGUCACAUCCAUUAAAGCUUUACUGAGGCUUGUGUAGUUUUGUCCUCCCUGUUGCUUUCAACCAAAACAACACAAAUGUGUCAAUACAAUUAAGUGUCCCAAUAUGUCAAAGCAAAUUCAUGUGCACCUCCAAAAUCAGUCUGUGAGAAAGGGCCUUUUAUAUUUAGGCUUAUUUACUCAGCUAUUCCUAAUCAGGAGCUGGAAAUUCAACAGAGCGUGUCUAUUCUGUAUGGAUGUUCACUUCAAUCUUUCUUCUGAUUGACAGACAUCUUCAUGGUCACAUUGCUGAUCGGUAAAAGUAAAAUUACAUUAUAAAAAUGGUCUCCAAAUUACCAAUAUCCAAAUACUCCUGUUGUGGAAAAUAGUGUAGUCCCAUUG